Molecule: messenger RNA, 921 nt
Organism: Thamnophis elegans (Western terrestrial garter snake)
Lineage: Eukaryota; Metazoa; Chordata; Lepidosauria; Squamata; Natricidae
Gene: HOXC13
Product: homeobox C13
Exons: 2
Coding region: 1-921 (306 amino acids)
Biological process (GO): regulation of transcription by RNA polymerase II
Molecular function (GO): RNA polymerase II cis-regulatory region sequence-specific DNA binding; DNA-binding transcription factor activity, RNA polymerase II-specific
Source: RefSeq, a predicted model, not a curated record
AUGACGACUUCACUGAUUUUGCAUCCACGCUGGGCGGACACUUUCAUGUACGUGUAUGAGGAGAACCCGAAUGAAAAUAGCCAGACUAAAAUCCCAGCCAUGGAAGGGCUCAGUGGGAACUGUACAACGAGCCACUGCAGGGAUUUAAUCACUCACCCGGUUCUGAGUCGUCACUCCGGCACCAUUGGGACUCACCAGGGUUCCGUUUACACGGAAAUACCUGCUCCAGAUGCAGCCAGGCAGUGUCCCGCGCCGCCCGCUUCUUCUAACGCCACCUUAGGCUACGGCUAUCCCUUUGGAGGCAGCUACUACGGAUGCCGCCUGUCCCAUUCCCACAACGUGAACUUGCAACAGAAGCCUUGCGCCUACCACCCGCCUGAGAAAUACCCCGAGCCCAGCGGCUCCCUCCCCAGCGAAGAACUAUCCUCCCGGGCCAAAGAGUUUGCUUUUUACCCCAGCUUUGCCAGCUCCUACCAGGCGGUCCCUGGCUAUUUGGACGUAUCGGUGGUUCCAGGUAUCAGUGGGCACCCCGAGCCAAGACACGACGCGCUGCUCCCCAUGGAGGGGUACCAGCACUGGGCUCUUUCCAACGGCUGGGACGGGCAGGUUUACUGCGCGAAGGAGCAAUCGCAGUCCACCCACCUCUGGAAGUCGCCUUUCCCAGAUGUGGUACCUCUUCAGCCAGAAGUGAACAGCUACCGUAGGGGCCGGAAGAAAAGGGUCCCUUACACGAAAAUCCAGCUGAAAGAAUUAGAAAAGGAGUACGCGGCCAGCAAGUUCAUUACCAAAGAGAAGCGAAGAAGGAUUUCCGCCACUACCAACCUUUCCGAGCGCCAGGUCACAAUCUGGUUUCAGAAUCGCAGAGUGAAAGAAAAAAAGGUUAUUAGUAAAUCUAAGACAUCCCAUCUACAUGCUACCUGA